Mya arenaria is the source of this 1384-nucleotide messenger RNA. Its product is annotated as urease accessory protein UreG-like. Gene Ontology annotation, molecular function: nickel cation binding; GTPase activity. NCBI's taxonomy places the organism in Eukaryota, Metazoa, Mollusca, Bivalvia, Myida, Myidae. The record is from RefSeq and is a predicted model, not a curated record. The coding region runs from base 132 to 911 and encodes 259 amino acids. The transcript has 8 exons.
UGCGCAUUUAUUCCCUCACGGGACACGAUGCAAGUGUUAUCAGUUAAUCAUACCAGGUAAAGUUAAACGUACAUAAAGCUAGAAAUUUAAAAUCAUCGUGUGGAAUUUAAAACUACGAAUAUCUGCUUGAGAUGGAUUCGAACCCGAAUUGUACUUUUAUUCAAGCGGGGUCUGUCCCGUCCAUAAACGGCGUCGGACACGACCAUGGUCAUUCGCACGAGCACGGACACACGCACGAGGUGAUGGACAAUCCAGGAAAAUUCACGGAAAGGGACAAGCCCAUACUUCGAACGGACUGGAAACAGCGAGCAUUCACUGUGGGUAUUGGCGGGCCUGUGGGGUCUGGUAAAACAGCCUUAGUACUCGCAUUGUGCAGAUAUCUGAGAGACACGCAUAACAUCUGUGUUAUCACUAAUGAUAUCUUUACAAGGGAGGACUGGGAGUUUCUUGUUCGAAACGAGGCGUUACCUGAAGAGCGCAUGCGCGCUGUUGAAACGGGAGGAUGUCCACAUGCUGCAAUAAGGGAGGAUUUCUCCCUGAACUUGGAAGAGUCCAAAGAUCUGACGCGCCAGUUCAACCCGGAGCUGAUCAUUAUUGAGUCCGGGGGAGACAACUUGGCAGCAAACUUUAGCCGGGAACUGGCCGAUUACAUCAUCUACGUCAUUGAUGUCGCAGGGGGCGACAAAGUCCCGAGGAAGGGUGGCCCUGGCAUCACACAGAGCGAUAUGCUGGUUAUCAACAAGACGGACCUCGCUGAAGCAGUGGGAGCUGAUCUCAAGGUCAUGGACAGAGACGCCAAACUAAUGCGCCAAGAUGGUCCCACCAUAUUUGCCCAGGCCAAGAACGUGGUUGGCAUACCGGAAAUAGCCCAGCUGAUUCUUACGUCAUUAAAGAGGGCGACAGGAAAAUGAGGGAUGUAGCUUUGAAAUGGAGAAUAAUUUGUAGAAAAAUAGCUGUACAACGCUUCAUGGAUAAAAGCAAUGGGUUAUUAAACUUUUGUCGUGACAUUGGAGAAUAUGCUACGUUAGUAUAUGGAAAGUGAAUGCAAGGCGUAUAUCAAUUCAGGCUUACCUUUUCUUUAAAUGUAUUCACCUUAUGAAGAGAGUUUGUAUACAUGUAUAAUUACUGUGUCAACAAGUGAUUCACGUAUAUGUGAUACUUCAUGAUAAAUUUCAUGUCUAUGCAGACACAGAACUGUGGAGGAAGGACUAGAAGAUAAGAGCAUAUUCUUCUAGCUUUAACAUAAACAUACAGUGGCCUUUUAAAUACUGACUUUGCUUUACAAAUUACCUGUUCAAAUAAAGUACAUGUGCCUAAUUCGAAAUGCUUUACAUUUAAUCAUACUAUUGAGUUGUAUAAAUGUUAUUAAAACAUCUUUACUUAA